CACCGGAGCGAUGACGAUAAAGUACUUGUACAAGUCUACUUAUGACAGCCAAUUAUCACGGGUACCAGUAUGCAAAUGUUUUCGCGUAGAGAGUCCAUGGCGUGCGGAUACCAGUGGACUGUUGCUAUGGUCACAUUAAGGUGUUUGCUUGUCACUACGUGCAGUAAAUAACUACACGAAACGACCCCGUUAUAUCAAUCACAUCGCAAAGUUGAUCGCCAUUUUGUGUUCAGAACGCAUCGCCCGCCGUUUGGUUGUUAGAGGUACAACGUCUCACGUCAACAUAAACAGACACAUGAAGGUACACGAAGAAGAGUUUCUAACUUCAUAAUUUAGACAGAUUUACCUCUGCAAAUUCCACCAACUAAAAAGAAGUGAAUUCAACUUGGUUAUCGUUACGUUUUUAUACGCAACAUAAAAAUCGUUCUUCUGCUGUUUUGAUUUGAUCUCCAAUUCCGUCAAGAUGAGUGUAGCAAAGGGAACCAGGAGCCACACGAAACCCAUAAUUGCAGAUGCUUUCACAGUUAAAUCACAAAUGAAAAAUGCACAAGUUAUCAGCCCGAAGAAAGCUGGUGCUUUCGUUCAAUCUCCGGGAAAGCCGACAGAAUUCAGGAAGUUCUACGAAAGAGGAGACUUCCCAAUCGCUCUCGAGCAUGAUACAAAAGGCAACAAGAUCGCAUGGAAGGUGGAGAUAGACAAGCUCGACUACCAUCACUACCUUCCCAUGUUCUUCGAUGGACUCAAGGAAACAGCUCACCCCUACGAGUUCUUCGCUCGGCAAGGUGUUCACGACAUGCUGGAGCACGGCGGCUCAAACAAAAUCCUUCCAGUUAUCCCUCAGUUAAUCAUCCCCAUCAAGGAAGCCCUAAAUCUGCGGAAUCCCAAAGUUCUCUGUACGACGCUGAAGGUCCUUCAACACUUGGUUGUAUCGGCCGACAUGGUCGGAGAGGCGCUCGUUCCGUACUACCGACAAAUCCUUCCUAUCCUCAACACCUUCAAGGCACAGAACCUGAACAUCGGAGACGGCAUCGACUACGGACAGCAGAAGAGGGAGAAUGUCGGAGAUCUUAUUCAGGAAACGUUAGAAGCGUUUGAGAAACACGGUGGCGACGAUGCAUUCAUUAACAUUAAAUAUAUGGUGCCAACCUUUGAAUCAUCAGUUCUCAAUUAAAUGUAUGUAAAAAUGUUUAUUAACUGAAUUUUGGCAGCAAACAAUCCAGUUUAAAAAAGGCAUCAAAGUUGUACUGGUAGUGCAAAGAAAAAUUUGUAAAUAUUAUUGACAUCACCUUCAUUUUGAAGAACAAAAGUUUGUUUGUUGCCAAACAUCGAAAUAUUGUCACCAAUCAACACUGAUCCAUAACUGUGAUUAUUUUUCAUCGACUGGUGUGUUCCUUUUACCCAAGAAGAAACUGCUGGUUUAGUUUUGGGUCCAGGAAGUUUCGUAAAGAAGAAUUUGUAACAAUGUUUGAAUGGUGGUUACACUCAAGGAAUAAGUAACUAUGUCAGUAAAAUAAAUUAUUAAAAUCUUCUCGAAUGAAAAAGAAAUGAAUUGGGAGCAAAUAAUCUAGUUGAGAACAUUCAUUCCUUAAGUUUUCUUAGUUCAAACAAAAAAAUGGAAUUGAUCUGUGCGAGUAUUGCUAAAUACAGCUGUUUUAUUGCCCCAAAACAGCACAAAACUUAAAUCUUGGACGUUUGUUAAGUUUAUACGGCAGUUUGAAAAGAAAAGUCAAUUUUGAAAAUCAGUCUGGAAUUUUUAUACAACAAAUAAUUUUUUUGGAAUUCCGUCCAUAAUUUUGAUUUUAAAUAAAUUCUUUAUUAAUAUGCAUUGUUUUCUUCCAAAUGAGCCGUCCAUUUAUAAAAACCAAACCAAAAAUAAGAAAAGCAAAGUGCUAAAAUGAGUCUAAAUUGGAAAGUUCUGAAUAAUAUAGAAACUUCUAUCUUAAAUUGCAGUUUGUAAUUACCUUAGAACUAUGACUUCACUUUCAUACAGGGUACACUUGUGGUUAUUUCUCAAAACUGAAUGAUCUUAAAAACUUGGUAAAGAGCACUGGAGAGCUGGUGAUGUUAUAACAUAUUAUUAGAAAUAAUAUCCUUUGAGGUAAUUAUGGUUUUAGAGCUUGAAAGAGGUAAUUUGUCACAAACAAAUUUGAAUCUUCUUAAAAGGCUGCAGGCAUGAAGCAUUCGAAAGCACCCAAUUCUUAAUGUAUGCACCAAUGGCGUUUUUUAUUUCAUUAUUUUCUUGCAAUGACCAAUUGAGCCCAAAUUUUCAAAAGCUUGUUAUUUUAUUGUCA
Messenger RNA from Asterias rubens (European starfish), 2291 nucleotides. RefSeq names its product parkin coregulated gene protein homolog. Gene Ontology annotation, molecular function: Hsp70 protein binding; Hsp90 protein binding. The transcript is spliced from 2 exons. The record is from RefSeq and is a predicted model, not a curated record. NCBI's taxonomy places the organism in Eukaryota, Metazoa, Echinodermata, Asteroidea, Forcipulatida, Asteriidae. Bases 464 to 1171 code for a protein of 235 amino acids.